This is a messenger RNA of Seminavis robusta, 2446 nucleotides long. Lineage: Eukaryota; Bacillariophyta; Bacillariophyceae; Naviculales; Naviculaceae. The record is from the annotation of a GenBank genome assembly.
CUCAUAAAGGCGAAUAAUACUGCAAUCAACUCUCCGAAGAUGAACGAAGCGUACAUCAAUGAAGGCAUGGACGACGAAGGAUCCUUGGCUGAAGCGAGUCAGUCUCAUGUUACUUCGAACUCACCAGAGGAUGGCGAAAAGAUUGUGAUUGCAAAUUCAGAGAGCAAGCAGGUUUACUAUCUCCGAUCCCUACUCGUGUUGGUCCUUGUCCUGGUGGCCGCCGGGGUUUCCACUGCCGUCUUUCUGUUCGCGCGUGGAUCGGAACAAAAGGACUUUGAAACUCAGUACUACGACCAUGCCCUCAAAGUUACGUCUUCCUUUCGAGCUAAUGCCAAGUUGAGACUAGGCGCCAUUGAAUCAUUUGCUGUCAGCAUCGCAUCUGGCGCCAAAGCCCGAGGCGAGACUUGGCCUAUGGUAACCACCCCCGACUUCGAACGCAAGGCCCAAUACAUUCUGGAACUGUCAUCCGUUAUUUCACUCACCAUCUUUCCUUUAGUGACGACCGAAGACCGCCCCGCAUGGGAAGACUACUCAGGGAAAAGCACUGACUGGAUCAUACAGGGGCUGGCCUACCAGGAACAACACAUAUCGGAUCACUUUGACUACGAGGCGGAAAGGGUGGUUCUGGACUACGUUGACUUGGUCAUGGACGGUCCUUUACAGAAUGGCCAGUUGGUUCGUCCAUUCAUCUUCAACAUUUCUCGAGAAGGCAUCGCCCCUGCACAAGAGGAAGGGCCAUUUUUCCCGUGGUGGCAGUUUGCGCCUAUUUCGCCUGUGCUAGCUGGUAUCAACUACAAUACCAUGUCUCUUCCAACGCGUAUCCCAAGCCUCGAGACAAUCAUGGAGACUCAGAAGCCUAUGGUGACAACUGCGUGGGAUUAUUCCAACGUGGAAGACCCUCGCAUCAAAGGGAAGAAGGCCAUGUUAGAUCUGUAUCUCCUCAGGUGGCAGAAUGGAGGCAAGAAGUAUCAAGAUGGCCCUGUCAGCGACCUGUACUAUCCAAUCUUUGAGUCUUACGAGGACGAACAUUACGGCGAGCUCCCUGCGGACCAACGCAAACUUGUGGCCGUCAUGAACUCGUAUGUCUAUUGGCAGGUGUACUUUGAAGACGUGUUGCCAGACGCGGACAAUGCUCAGGGAGUUAUUGCCGUCUUGGAGAACACGUGCGGCCAAGAGUUCAGCUACGUCUUGAAUGGUGCAUCUGCCUCCUAUUUGGGGGCUGGAGAUUGGCACGACGCGAAGUUUGACGAGUACGUGGUCUCCACGGGUUUUGGGGCUUUCCUUGGCGAAACGGACUCGAAGUUCGAGAACAAGUGCAUCUACAACGUCCGAGUCUAUCCGUCUCAAGAACUCCAGGAAUCCUUCAAGUCGAAUACUCCCCUAAUAUUCACCAUUACGGUUGUUUGUUCCUUUAUUCUUGCAUCCGCAAUCUUUGUGCUCUACGAUCUCGUCGUGGAGAAGCGACAAACUGUGGUCAUGAAGAAGGCGGUUCAAAGCACCGAAGUUGUCCGAUCUCUAUUUCCCGAGACAGUGAGGGAGAGGCUCUUCGAAGAAGCAUCUACCAAAGAAAGGGGCAAUUUCGUUGCUCGUGACCAGGAUGAUGCGAGCAAAGAGCAUGGCCAUCCAAUAGUAGCCGAUCUAUACGAGAACUGCACUGUGCUAUUCGCUGACUUGGCCGGAUUCACAAAGUGGAGCAGCUCUCGAGAGCCCAGUCAUGUCUUUGAGCUCUUGGAGGCCAUCUAUGGAGAGUUUGAUUCCAUAGCCCAGCGAAGGAACGUGUUCAAGAUUGAAACGAUUGGAGACUGUUACUUGGCCAUAACGGGUGUCCCUCGCCCCCAGACCAAACACGCAUUGAUCAUGGCUCGCUUUGCUAGUGAAGCAAUGGAACGCAUGAAUGAAGUGAUUCAAUCCACGCUGGUGCAUACACUGGGGGAGGAUACUGGUACCUUGAAAAUGCGGGUUGGCCUUCACUCAGGAGCCGUGACGGCGGGUGUCUUGCGUACCAGUCGGCAGCGAUAUCAACUGUUUGGCGACACAGUGAACACUGCCUCCAGGAUGGAAAGCACUGGUUUGCCUGGAAUGAUUCAGGCCUCACAGGCUACUGCUGAUCUUAUCAUUGCUGCUGGCAAGGUUGCAUGGGUCUCACCAAGAGAGGGUGGAGUGGAAGCCAAAGGCAAAGGGGUCAUGACUACUUUCUGGAUCACUCCAAAGACAGAAUUGACAUCAACUGAUUCCAUGGUCUCAGAUAUGUCAAAUCCUUGCCAUCACAUUUCCAGUGAAUUUGUUUUGAGUUCUGACAUCGCCAGUGUCACCAAGAAUGCUGAAUGCUGAUUGCAGUCAAACCACCAGCUUGAGUUUUUGCACCUUAGUUUGUGGAGUUGUCUCCAGAAAUGUAAGUGAUGGGGCAAAUCUAAUACUACUUUAGUUAUCACACAGAUUCCCUUUC